Alternaria incomplexa is the source of this 1116-nucleotide messenger RNA. RefSeq lists its product as uncharacterized. The record is from RefSeq and is a predicted model, not a curated record. The transcript has 4 exons. Lineage: Eukaryota; Fungi; Ascomycota; Dothideomycetes; Pleosporales; Pleosporaceae. The coding region runs from base 1 to 1116 and encodes 371 amino acids.
AUGAGGUCUCCCCCGCCCGAGGUCCUUGCGACAUGGCCCAAGCCGAACUACGUCGACCCCGUCACGAGGGGCUCAGGCCUGAUGAUUGUCGAGUUGACAUUAUUACCCAUUGCUAUGAUUGUGGUCUUCCUCCGACUAUGGGUACGGAUAGCAUGGCUCAAGAAGAGCUGGUAUGACGACUACCUCAUGAUCGUGGCAAUGGUCUUCAGUAUUGGCACGACAGUAAUCGUCAUCAUGGCAUCCCAACUGUAUGGUUGGGAUCGCCACGUUUGGGACCUCAAGCCGCACGAGCUGAUGGUCGGUAGACAGGCUUCUAUGGCAGGCCAAACGCUAUUCGUCUUGGCCUCUUCCACUGUCAAGAUGUCCAUCCUCAUCUCGUAUUUCCGCAUCGCGCCAGAGAAGUCGCUCUUCCGCAAGCUCGUCUGGGCAACCUUUGCCCUCGUGUUCGCCGCCUUCGUCGUUUUCCUGGUCGCACUCUGGGUACAAUGCAUCCCAAUCUCAAGCUACUGGACACUGCAAGCCGACCACCGCGACUGCAUCCCUGAAGGACCGCCACUGGUCGUGCAAAGUGUUCUCAACGUCGUGACCGACUUCAUGAUCUACGCGCUACCUAUCCCCACGCUCUUCGGCCUCUCGUUACCGACCACCCAACGUAUCGGUCUCGUCAUUCUCUUCUCGGUCGGCGGUGUCAUCGUUGUUGCAAGCAGCUUCCGCGCCUACUGGGUCCACUACACACUCUUCGAAACAUACGAUGCCACGUGGGAGGGAUACCAGAUCUGGGUCUGGACCGCGAUUGAAACAAACGUCGGUGUCAUCUGCGGGUGCAUUCCAGCGCUCAAGCCUUUGCUCUUCCCGCACCGGGCAAGACAGCAAGGGUCCAAGUACGGCAACAACUCGCAAAACAGCAGAAGGAAGGAGAAGAUCACGCCUGUCCUUGACCAAGUCGAGAUGGACACGCGGAAGCUCACGGGCGACGAUGAGACGCGGCCCGGGACCGCCAUCACCCCGGUCCACUUCCGUGCGCCCUCGGAACGGCCGAUGAGUGGCGAUACCGACGAUACCGAUAAGAGCCGGUUCGAUAUCGAUAUAGAGCAGCAAAAAAGCUUCAUGUACUGA